UUUAGCUACCAUCAUUCUGUUUUCUGGCUGUUUCAGCAGCACUGUUGAGACUCUUGUUUUUAGAAGAUAUUCAAUUGAAUCUUUAACGUCUACGGUAAUAAGUUCGCAAGCCAAGAAAUAUAGUGAAAUAACCACCUGUGGUUUUCCGUUAUAAUCGCAUUUAAUACAACACCCAAGUGCAACGCAAACAGUUUAAGCGCGAGUUUUUGUUCCCCCUCCACUUUGAAGCUCACACCUUAAAACUUGUUUUGAGUUUACCAAGUAGAGCGAGGUGUUUGUGCGUUUGUGUAUACAUACAAACAAAUGUAAAAGUCUUCAGAAAUUCCAGCACAAAUUGCACUGCUGAACUAAGUGCAUUGCUAAUUGGAGAUAUUUAAAUGAUAUAAUUUAAUUUCGAAAACUCGUAACAAAUCACAGCCAUUCAAAAUGGCACUGUGCAGUAUGCCGGGCAAGGGGAACAACCGCGAUCGCAUCCGGGAUCCCCGGGAGGAGAUUCUGCUCGAGACGAACUUCGAGGACGACGGCGGAGUCCUGACGCGCGCAUACAAUGGAAAUCCGUACAAUCCGUCCAUCCAGAACCGUCGGCGUAAUUCGUACCGCUCGGAUCACUCCUUGGACAGGUACACAGAGCGCGGAGGCGAAGGAGAAUGCUGCCAAUCAUGCAUGGCGCGUAUUCCGUACGCCACUCUGAUAGCCACUCUCAUGUGCCUGCUGGGAGUCGGAAUUUUCUGCUUUACCAUGUACCGAGGGGCCUCACUUACCGUUAUUAUGGUUGACCAGGUCUUUCACCUGCGCCUGAUAUGGAUCGAAGCGGUGCAGAUGAUAUUUGUAAUAAUCGGAGCGGGUAUGGCGGCCCUCGGAUUCAUGAUUCUAUUCGUUGGAUUUUUAGCCACCGGAGCCACCAGAUAUAAAGUUUACAGGGCGUGGCGAUCACGAGUGGGCGGUCGGAUCUCGUGCGCAGUCCUCAUGGGGAUAACCUACCUGCUAAACUUUGUCUGGAGCCUGAUCCUGUGUUUCCUAGUGGUGGUAACCUUCAUUUACACAAUGUUCUGGAAUAUGUGCUCGAGUGUGGAGCACUCUCAGAGCUGCAUUGAUUUGACACAAUUUCAUUUCAUGUUUCCACCAAACACGAAACUCGAGGAUAUGAAGGUCUGCGAAAAGUAUGAGAUCAAGGCUUUUUGCAAGGACGGCGUGGAGAACGCAGAGGUCAUGUUCAUAUUGGCCACCCUGUCCACCCUUUUGGUACUGCUCAGUCUGGUCCAUUAUCUGAUGUGCCUGUCUGCCAAUUAUGCCCACAUUCGGGACCACGAGAAGUUCCAGGAGCUGCAGGAAAUCCAAAACCUUAACGAGCUGGAGUACAGUGCUACAUCGAAGGAUCGAUUCUAGGACAUAUUUCAGAAGAUUCAAUUUGAGCUUAAAGAAAAGUCCAGCGCUGUUUGAGCGAUUCACGCACUAUACAACGAAAAGUGAACAGAAUUCCAUCGAACAUUAACAAGCUAUAGUUAAGAUUUUGUUUAGACCUAAGAUUAAUGUUGACUUUGAAUUUUAGCAUGUUCAUUUAAUGAGUUAGUAACUUCAACUAUUAUUUAUGUUCAAACAUCUUUAUAUAAGUAAGCAGUCCUUCAGUAACUGCCAAAUGGAAUGAUCCCACUGAUAUGAUGCUUUUUUAAUUCUGCACUCUUACUAAAAUUUAUUUUCCGUCCAUUACGUUAAGUUAGCUUAUAUUUAUCUUUAUUUUUCUGUUCUUCACCUUGCAAAUAAUAAAUACAUACAUACAUAAAAGACAAAUGCUUACGCUCAAAUUGCUUCUUCUGAAUUGCUGAAUGCAUUUUAUUAAAAUACGAAUACGUUAGUUAAUCGCAACUUAUCAUUAUAUAGUGUAAUCCAUCCGUGCAUGAUUAUCUUUCAAAUCUGUACAAGAAACUACGUUUACAAUUUUAAAGCAAUACAAAUCCUGCCGUAGUAUUUUGUAAAUGCGGCAGCAGCAGAUUGGCUAAGUAUAAAUAUAUUUAUCUUGUAUUUAAUAUAAAUACGUCAGUAAUAUUAAUAUAUUUUAUACUACAAUUUUCUAACCUUACACUUAUACAAAAAGGUAGGAUAACAAAAAAGUGUUCACACGAAAUUUUUUAAGCAUUGAAUAAAAUACUUGAGGUUAAUCAAC
Messenger RNA from Drosophila takahashii, 2161 nucleotides. It is a transcript of the gene M6, whose product is annotated as neuronal membrane glycoprotein M6. Lineage: Eukaryota; Metazoa; Arthropoda; Insecta; Diptera; Drosophilidae. Gene Ontology annotation, biological process: neuron projection development. Gene Ontology annotation, cellular component: plasma membrane. The record is from RefSeq and is a predicted model, not a curated record.